Lethenteron reissneri (Far Eastern brook lamprey) is the source of this 3787-nucleotide messenger RNA. RefSeq names its product prospero homeobox protein 1-like. Gene Ontology annotation, biological process: regulation of transcription by RNA polymerase II. The record is from RefSeq and is a predicted model, not a curated record. Gene Ontology annotation, cellular component: nucleus. Gene Ontology annotation, molecular function: DNA-binding transcription factor activity, RNA polymerase II-specific; RNA polymerase II cis-regulatory region sequence-specific DNA binding. NCBI's taxonomy places the organism in Eukaryota, Metazoa, Chordata, Hyperoartia, Petromyzontiformes, Petromyzontidae.
AGCUGGGUCGCGUCUCCCUGAGCGCUGCGGAGAGCGGACGGCACGGAUAGUGAGAGCGCGAAUCGCACUUCACAAGCGGCCGUUCGGAGACUCUUCUUCUUCCUCCUCCUCCUCCUGCUCCUCCGCUUCAUCAUCAUCCUCCUCCUCCUCCACUCUCACUUCUUGUUUGGCGGCGAGCUGAGGAGGACGCUUCAUCUCCGCGGUGCCGGGUAAUGCUCGCUGGCUCCAGCGCCGCGCCGGAGCGGCUGAGCGCGGCUCGGCGCACGUGAGAUGCGCGGCCCGGCGCGCGCGCUCCCGCACGCCAGGAGGACCAAGCGGCGGCGCCUGCAGCUCGCGGCGGCCGCCACCGCCACCGCCAUGAUGAUGAUGAACGCGGCGGUCGGCGACACCGCCGGGGCCUCCGCGCCGGCGCCCCUGGCCGCGGUGCCGCUCCCGCCCGGGGUGGCCGAGAGGGACGUCGACGCGGAGAGCUCGGCCGUGCUGCGCACGCUUCUGCGCGGGGACGGCCGCGGAGGGCGGCACUUCCACGAUGACUGCUCGGCGUACGGGGCCCACCUGGCGCACCUGAAGGCGGCGGCGGCCGCUCGCCGGGCCGUCGGAGUCGAGAACGGUGACGGCGGCAACGGCGAUGGAGGGGCGGCCGAGAGGAGGGCGGACGCGGCGUUCGCCGGGGCCGACGAUUUUGCGCGACGGCCGGUCCCGUCGUCGUCGUCCCCCCCACCUUGCGCGUCCCCCUCGGACAGAGACCGCUCCCCACCGGCCCACGGGGCCCAGCCGCCGGGGGCCUUCGCGGAGCCGGGCAGCCGCACGUACGACGAGAGGCUGCACCAGGUGAAGAGGGCGCGCGUGGAGAACAUCAUCCGCGGCAUCAGCGUGUCGCCCGGCGCCGCGCUCAGGGACCGGGACGUGGCGGGGGCCGCACGGCAGCCCCCCCAAGAGUGGGAGGUCGGGGCGGGCGACGCGGCCGGGGGUGGCGUCUCGUCGAUGGAGCAGGAUGAGGAGGAGGCCUCGGGGCAGCUGAGCCCGCACGAUGGACAGCAGCGGGAGAAUAAGCGCAAGCAGAGGCUGCCUCAGCAGCAGCAGGUUCAGCAGCAGCAGCAGCAGCUUGAGCAGGCCCAACAGCAGCAAAAGCUGGAAGAGCGCCGGCGGCUGAAACAGCAGCUGGAGCAGCUUCAGAAGCAGCUGCGGCACCUGCAGGAGCGCUUCCUGCAGGUGUACAACCACAGCAGCGAGUCGGACAAUGAGGAGGAGGAGGAGGAGAACGGCGACGUGGACACGUCCGACGAGGGCGUGUCGUCGGACGUGUGCGAGUCGGCGCGCCGCUUCUCGGUGGACACCACGUGCCACGCCGGCGGGCAGCUCAACCGCACUCGCACGCUGGUGCCCGUGCAGGGUGUCGUGCGCGAGAGCGACCGCAAGGGGCCCGGCGAGGCCGGCAAGGGGCACGUGCCCGAGGGUGGCGCCGGCGGCGGCGGCCGGGGCUGGCAGCUGGAGGACGGCAAGGAGUUCGCCGAGACGCUGAAGAAGAAGCUCACCAACUCGGUGUCGCAGGUCGUGGACACGGUGGUGCACAUGUUCGCGCCCAAGCAGCCCGCCGCCGGCGUCGGAGAGCUCGCCGGCCCGCAGAGCUGCGCGCCGCUCAAAACGCCGGUCGAGACCUCCGCCGGCCCCGGAGCCGUCGCCGCCAACGGCAACGAGCCCCCCGGCUUCCUCGAGCGCCGUGGCCUGCUGCAGCGGCUGAGCGACGCCAACACGGUGGCCGGCGCCCGCCCGGGGCUCCCGCCGCCCGCCCGCGCCGGCUCUCAGCGGCACGACGACGACGACGACGACGACGACGACGACGUGGACCAGACGGAGGCCCUCUCGCUGGUGGUGCGCAAGCUGUCGCCAGAGCGUCCCUCGACCGUCGUCGCGUACCACCACCACCAGCACCAGCAGCAGCAGCAGCACCAGCAGCACCGCGGCGAGCGGCUGCCAUCCCCGGCGAUCCACCACGGCGGGCACGGCUACCCGGGAGCGUCGCCGCUGCACCACCUGCCGCCGGGCUUCCCCCUGCACCACCACCACCACCCGGGGCUGAGCCUGCCCAUCCUGGCCUACACGCUGGCCGGUGGACUCGACCGCGUCGGGCCGGGAGGCGCGCCGCCGCCGCCGCAGCCUCCGCCGCCCUCGUUUGCGACGUCCAAGCUCGACUCGCCGCCCCUGGAGCUGGUGGAGGGGCUGUCGCGGGAGAGCCACCUGGGGGGCGGGCGGCUACGCGGCUACCAUCAUCAUCACCAGCAGCACCAUCAUCAUCAUCAGCAGCAGCUGCAGCAGCAUCAUCAGCAGCAGCAGCAUCAUCAUCAUCACCAGCAGCAGCUGCUGAUGUCGCACGGGCAGAAUAACGCGCCGUCGCCGGUGCUGACCACCGCGUCGGGAGACGCGCUGUCGCUCGCCAUGGUCAAGUCGGAGUGCGGGGAGCAGUCGGACUCGGCAGACGUGUCGCCCUACUCGGCCACCACCCUCCAGGAGGGCCUCACUCCGAGCCACCUCAAGAAGGCCAAGCUCAUGUUCUUCUACUCGCGCUACCCCAGCUCCAACAUGCUCAAGAUCUACUUCUCAGACGUCAAGUUCAACAGGUGUAUCACGUCGCAGCUCAUCAAGUGGUUCAGCAACUUCCGCGAGUUCUACUACAUCCAGGUGGAAAAGUUCGCGCGGCAGGCGAUCACGGAGGGCGUGACCAACGUCGACGAGCUGAGGGUGACGCGUGACUGCGAGCUCUUCCGGGCGCUCAACGUCCACUACAACAAGGCCAACGACUUCGAGGUGCCGGUGCGCUUCCUGGAGGUGUCCGAGAUCACGCUGCGAGAGUUUUUCACGGCCAUCACCGCCGGGAAGGACGCCGACCCGUCGUGGAAGAAGGCGAUCUACAAGGUGAUCUGCAAGAUGGACUCGGAGGUCCCUGACGGUUUCCGUCUCUCCGGCUGCUCGCAGGACAGCCUCCUGCAGUGACCUCCGGCGGUGACGCGCCCUCCCCACCAACGCCCCCCCACCCAACACCACCGCCUCCCUCCGCAAGGCUGGGGCAGGAGGGGAAACUCUGUGACGGCUGUGAGUGCAAGCUGCCUGGCUGGCCACGUGCUCUCGAGAGAGGGAGAACAAAACAAGCCCCCCCCCCCCCCCCGCCGGCUUUGUCCAGCCUCGUCACAGAAACCCCGAAACGAACCACGAGAAGUUACUCGGUAAAACACAACAGCGUCGGCGGUGACGGUCGUGUUCAAACGACCACGACGGCGAAAAUACAUUUUUUGUUCUUCUUGCAGGAAUUAAAACUGCGGGACGAGUUUAGAAUGGAAACAAACGACAACUAUUUAGGGUUCUGCAUAGGACGCAAGGGGGGGGGGGGGUGUGCGUCACCCCGCGAAAGAUUGGACUCGUGUUUAGCAAAAUGGAAGAGAGAGACAGCCGUCUGUGGGUCGAGCCGGUGGCCCCGGUCGGUCACGACGUUGUCGGUACCUUGCCGGCACGUUGGCGGCAACUUGGAGGUACGUUAGCCGGUACAUUUUCCGGUACGUUGCCGCACGCUUGCCGGAACGUUGCCACCAACGUUGGCGGUGCGCACACGACCCCAACCCCCUCCCACCCCGAGAGGUAAACGUGGCGGCGGCCUCUUGCGCGCGGUGCCACCGUUGCCAGGCGGGACUUCCGACAAGCGGGAGGCUCCGCUGGAAUGCCGUCGGGAGGCGAGGGGCCAUCGGUGGCUGUGGCCGUGGCGCGAAUGGACUGUUUUUAUUUAUGUGAAAUGACU